ACUACAGGACUUUUUAACAACUGAGCGAAUUGUGUUUUUUUAUAUCAUGAAAGAAAGAUUAAUCAUAAUAUAAAAUAAAAGUUGCUACACAGAGUGAUGGACGUUCCUCAUAGCACUCCAGAGCAUCCAGAUAUGGAAUAUAAGCUUGAUAAAGGAUCUGUCAGGCUGUGGAUGCGCUUGGUUCUUCUCUUUAUCACCAUCAUGGUAAUUAAAGGACUUUUGAUCACAAGUGCCAACUUUUUGCUGAGGGUAAGUGCUGGAGAAUCUGGAGAACUCAAAGCGAACCUAGUUUGUGUGAGUGACCAGAGCAGAGACAGAGAGAAAUUACAGCUUCAUGCAGAAAUCCAGAGACUCACAACACUCCUGCACAACAUCACUACAGACUCUCGAUGCCAGCUUUGCCCGAAGAGAUGGCACAGGUUUAUGGGUCACUGCUACUUCAUCUCAGCAGGACUGGAGAAAGACCUUAAGUGGGCUGAGAGUGUGGAAUACUGUGCUGAGCACAACGCCAGCCUCGCCAUCAUUCAGCAGGAAGCUGAGAUGGAGUUUAUCCUCAGCGAGGUGAGCAGGUUUUCAGAGACGCCGUUUCUCUGGCUCGGCCUCACUGACGCACAGGUGGAAGGUGUGUGGACGUGGCAGGAUGGAACACUGUUACAAAACAACAGAUUCAUAAAGGUGCAGUGGGACUCCGAGCACAGAGACUGCGCAGAUCUGAGAGGGGAAGGAAGUGUGUUUGCGUCUGACUGCAAGUCCCAUGGGCCCUGGCUGUGUGAGAAAUCCAUGGAGCUGCCAGAGAUUUAAAGCUUUUCAAUCAGCUCCAAAAUUAUUGGCACCCUCAAGAAAAUGUUUAGACCAUAUAA
Pangasianodon hypophthalmus (striped catfish) is the source of this 860-nucleotide messenger RNA. Its product is annotated as CD209 antigen-like protein E. The coding region runs from base 97 to 801 and encodes 234 amino acids. NCBI's taxonomy places the organism in Eukaryota, Metazoa, Chordata, Actinopteri, Siluriformes, Pangasiidae. The record is from RefSeq and is a predicted model, not a curated record. The transcript has 6 exons.